AUGGACGAAGUAUAUUUACUAGCGACAACAUCGCAAGAAAGCGCAGAAACCGAGUAUUAUGAAGAAGAAGGAGACCCGUGUGAGAUCUCGUUCGCUCCAGCACGACGAUGGUGGUUAGUGGCGGUGGCGGGUACUUCUUUGUCGGUGAUAUCGUUGAUUACAAACAUGAUCAUAGCACGAGUACUACUGCAGAAAAAACACUCUCAUUUCUUCUUUCUUGGCCUUUUGGCCGUUAGCGACACGUUUCUUAGCUUUUGUUACGGUCCUGUAAUAGCUAUGGAGAUCGUGCGGUAUAAUGUUGAGGUACGUUGGGAGGGGGUGACACAUGAAGGGGGACGUGAUGGUUAAGUUGAGUAGAAUAGUAGGGCAAUUAGAGCAAUCUAGGGCAGAGUAGAGUAGUUUAGGGUAUGGUAGAGUAAUGUAUGGCAGGGUAGAGUACGUUAGAAUAAGGUAGGGUACAGUAGAAUAGAGUAAGGUAUGGUAGUGUAGAGUAAUAUAGAAUAGUGUAAGGUUUUUUACUGUAGAAUAGGUUACUCAUGAUAUGUUUGAAAACCUUUUUUACCAUUUCUUCACCAAAAAUAAAGUCAAAUCUGAUAAAAUAUAGUUGUAGGUAUGGAUAACGCGGCUAUGGUGGCACUACGUCGGUCCGUUACUGUCGCUAUGUCAUGUUUCUAUGACAUUUUCUUGUUUUAUGAUUAUUCUAGCGACGAUAGAACGGUAUUUGAUUACUGUAAAACAUCGAAUGCUAACAUGUUUUCGGAUGAAUCGAUGUAAUUUAGCUUUACUUAUGUUUCUACUAUCCUUAAUAUUACGAGGAACUGCCGUUUUUGAGUUCCAGGUAAGAGGUUUAUUACUUCUAAGUUUUAGGUCUUGUUAUGUAUGGCAAUAUGUUGUACUAGGAACUCUACUACAAUAUUUUUACUUGAUUUGAUAACAAUAAUGCUAUUUUUUAUUACGGUCUAUUGCAAUAUUGCUCAGUACCUCAGUUUCAUCAUACUAUAAUGAUAUUUUCAUAACAUACGAUGUUUCAGAUAGUAAAAAACGGUAACUGUACGGGUAUAAUGGAGUACGAUGUGGCCUUAACCGACCUUGUGAAUGUUUGGGUCUAUGGUACUGUAUUCCGGUUUUAUCUCAGGACUAUCUUCACAGUAUUGGUGCCAUUCUUUCUGUUAAUGUCUUUAAAUAUUAUGAUUGUACAAAAACUACAACGACAAAGCCGAUCUCAUAGUAUGUUUCGGUUCGGCAAGAGCGAUCAUAAAGUAAGUUGAUUUGUAUUAUUUGUUGUUUUAGAUGUGAAGUUUUGUUAUUUUAGGUAAUGUAUUGUCUUAAAAGUUCUAUAUUAUCCACAACAUAUUGAGCCAAAAAAACGUUCUUUGAUACUUAUUAGGUCGUUCAAGUAAUUCUGUGCCCCUAACCCAAAAAAUUGCGUAGAGGAAAGGGGCACAGAGUUAUUUGAAAAACCCAAUAUAUUGGGUUUUCCUUAUUAUUGGCCAAUAAUAUUGUAAAUAAACAUAAAAAUAUGUAAAACAAACAUCUUCAGCAAAAGAUCCGCUCAGCUACUCGCCUUCUAGUCUUCAUUGUAAUGGGAUACUUGAUUGCUAAUACCUUGAACGUCGCCAUUACCGCGUGGGAGUUUAUUGACUUCGAGUCGACUGGCGGAUGGUAUAAUGUAAGUGGUGUAACAAAAAUAAUAAAUUUUCAAAAAUUUAAUUAUUUGGGUAUUAAAUUUUUUAUUUUUAAAGAAAGGUUUAAUUUUUAGGUAAUAAAUUUCGGUUUUCAAGUGGAAAAUUUUUAAAAUGAAAUUUUUAGGUAAUAAAUCUUUAAAAAAUUUGAUUUUUAAGCAAAAAGCUUUAAAAAUAAGAAUUUAGGUAACAGAUAUAUUAAAAUUGUAAUUUUUAGGUAAUAAUUCUUCAAAAUAGUUUGCUUUCAAGGGAAAAUUUUUAUAAAUACGUUUUUAGAUAACAAAUAUUUUUAAAAUUAAGAUUUUAGGUAAUAAGUAGUAAAGGGGGGGGUGGUGGGAGAGUCCACCCCCAAGGGGGCAGGCUCCCCCGACCCCCCCUCUAAAUGGCUUUACCCCUACUACCAGGGGUAAAGCCAUUUAGAGGGGGGGUCGGGGAAGACUGCCCCUUUGGGGAGUGGGCUCUCCCACCCCCCCUUUACUACUGUAAUAAUUCUUCAAAAAAAUUUUGAUUUUCAAUUAAAUUUAAAAUCCUUAAUCUAUUUAAAAUUUUUAAAACCAAAAUUUUGAAUUUUCAGCUGUACGAAACCCUGACCGACAUCAUUUCCAUGUUGUACGUGCUCACAUGUGCCACACGAAUAAUUGUUUAUUCGAUUUGCAAUGAGGAAAUUCGAAACGCCUUGAAGGAGUUUCUCUGCUCCAGGAACAAGAAGAACGUCUCCAGGAGUCACGAUUAUAAACCCAUCCAGAAAGUUAAUCCAGGAAGCGAUAAAGAGUAGGUGUUAUACUAAAAUUAAAGUUUAAAAUUAUGUGAAAAACAGUAUUUCAUCUGAUGCUGACUUUUAUAAAAAAAAUUGGUUAAACGAUAAAGAUUUACCAUACUCUAGGUCACUACACGAUGAAUUGUCAUUACUCUAUGUUAUUUACCUUGUUUUACCUUACCUCAGUUUGCCUUGCCCUGCCUUUCCUUGCGCUGCCCUGCCCUUAUUCGAAACUUUAUGACAUUAUUAAUUCUAGUUUCUACGAAGACUCGAACAUUCAAAACUCUCAAGACCUGAGCAUGCCCAAUAUGGGUACCGAGUUUGAUCGAGUUGCUAUAGCCAUGGUGAUAGCCCACAAGCGACGCGAUCGGCUUAACAGUGCUCCUCAGCUACAAUUUCACAAAACUAUGGAUUCGCAGCCAUCUGGGCUAAUGACCAGUCGAUCUUUUAUCAUUUCCAAUCCGCUAGCCCACAACGGACACAUUAACAACACAACUGGUAACAGUGGUAAUCUACUGGAUGUUCCUAGCUAA
This is a messenger RNA of Bursaphelenchus okinawaensis, 2972 nucleotides long. NCBI's taxonomy places the organism in Eukaryota, Metazoa, Nematoda, Chromadorea, Rhabditida, Aphelenchoididae. The record is from the annotation of a GenBank genome assembly.